Messenger RNA from Ornithodoros turicata, 1818 nucleotides. RefSeq lists its product as uncharacterized. The record is from RefSeq and is a predicted model, not a curated record. The transcript is spliced from 10 exons. The coding region runs from base 167 to 1294 and encodes 375 amino acids. NCBI's taxonomy places the organism in Eukaryota, Metazoa, Arthropoda, Arachnida, Ixodida, Argasidae.
GCUUGCAUUUUUACAACUGGUCGUAAUUAAUGGCCCAAAAUAAUUACAACUUGUUCAGAAAAAAAAAAAAAAAAGGCAAGCAUGCAUUGGAUAUCAUUUUCAGCCCCAAGCACAAGUCUGCUCGGCGAACGACGUACACAUCGUUCCAUACGAAUCAACUGCAGUCAUGGAGUUCCUCCUCCUUUCCAUUCUGAUUUGUCACCUGGGCCGCACGUUUAGUGGAGUCUCAGCCAUCGAAGUUGUUCCCGUCAAAGAGACAGAUCCCAGGAGCACAAUGCAUAUCUGGCGACCAAUAAGCGUGUUCUUCGUUGGUCAUCAACAGUUCCGCCCACUACAGGACACAGUCGUAGCUGCCGGAAACAUGACUGCGUUUUAUUUGUACGCACAGAGCAUAUUGAAUAUCCUCGCUUUCAAGUAUAAACGACACCUAGGGUGCGAUAUAAAGUUGAAAACCAGCGGAACACAUGUGGUCAGUGACCUAGAAGCGCUGAGGUAUGUGCCUCAAGGGCAACCAGAGCUUGAUCCCGACAGCAAUGGUGGUUCCAGUGUCGACUGGACUCAGCUACAAAGUCUGCGACACAUCGUGGAAAACAACACGGCUGCGAGAGCCGCUGACAUCAUUGUAGUUAUGAUUCCGUCCAACAUCUUACCUGAUGGUAUAGGGGAUAAUGGUGCACAUCGCAACCCCGACGCAAGAAUGUGCUCUGCCGACAAGAUAAUUGUGUUCCAGGACAUACCCUACUCCUAUGCAUUGUUGUAUGACCUGCAGUAUGAAUUUAUUAACAUGAUGCUACCCACUUUCUAUUCAUGGGACGAGAAGAUGAGCUGCGGGAAACUGAGGGAGUUCUACAAGGCUGCCCUGACUGGGACAAACGAACAGCAGUGUUAUAACACGAUGGAUACUUGCUGUAUCCCAUCGUUUUUUGGAAUUUUUAAUUUGAGAAGAGCACCUUAUUGCAUACAGAAUAUGAGGGCAUUUUCACACGAGUGGAACGAGUGGGACCCCCGUUGCACCACUGCAUGCUGGGGCAUUGAGGGCCUCUUUCGCUUCGGGUUUACCACACCCACGGGCUGGGUAAAGAAUCAAUCGGCGGAAUAUUGGACUGGUGACAGAGACGUGGAAAUGGCUACUGUCCACACCAACUACCUCCCAUGCAACAGAAGCCACACCCCCAGGACUGCAUCACAGUGCAGUGAAAAUUCCACCGUUCAUUCUACUGUGCUGAUGAUCAGCUGUGGUUUGCCAACAUUGAGGCUGAUUAUGCCUUUCGGGCCAUCACAGUUCAGAGUAUGAAGUUACUACAUAUCGUCGGCGCGUUGGGUUCCACAGAACAAGCCGAAGUGAGGGAGAUCAUCACAGGCCCUCCCUCGGACAAUCCGUAGGAAGCCUUGAAGACGGUGCUAGCGAAUCGCACUACGGCAACAGAUCAAAGGCGCCUUGGGCAACUCCUCACCGCCCAACUUCUUGGAGACCACAAACGGGAACAGCUCCUUCGCCGGAUGCAACAGUUAUUGGUAGGCAAGGCACCCACGCUGGACGACUUGAUCUUGAGGAAACUAUUGUUGCAACGUCCCCCAAACAUCUGGCGAAGGAGUCCCCCAAACAUAGUGCGCGUGAUCUUAACCACAUCCGAGGCCGUGUCACUGCAAGCCUUAGCUGAAAUGACACAUAAAAUGAUUGACAUGCCACCCUCAACCGUGUGAGCCGCUUACCCACAACCUGUCGUACCAUCAGUGUCGGAUUUUCAGGACUUGCGCGAUGGAGUUCCCAAUUUCGAUUUCGAAGACCUCGCAGCCCUGCAACUCGCUCACAGGCUU